Molecule: messenger RNA, 939 nt
Organism: Neltuma alba
Lineage: Eukaryota; Viridiplantae; Streptophyta; Magnoliopsida; Fabales; Fabaceae
Exons: 2
Coding region: 47-754 (235 amino acids)
Source: RefSeq, a predicted model, not a curated record
GAGAAACAAAGGCACAGAGAGAGAGAGAGAGAGAGAGAGAGAGAGAAUGGAAUGGAGAAAGUGUUAUAUGGACGUGAUUUUGGUGCCCUUGGCGAUUCUAAUGAACUUGGGUUACCAUCUGUGGCUGUUGCACAGGGUUAGGACUCAGCCUCACACCACCAUCAUUGGCAUCAAUGCCAGUGGCCGCCGAAACUGGGUUUCUCAAAUGAUCAAGGACAACGAGAAGAAAAACAUCCUGGCAGUUCAAUCAUUAAGGAACGCAAUCAUGGGAUCGACCUUAAUGGCCACAACUGCGAUCCUUCUCUGCUCAGGCCUAGCAGCAGUUAUAAGCAGCACUUACAGUGUGAAGAAGCCAGUGAACGAAACCGUUUAUGGAGCUCACGGAGAGUUCAUGGUGGCUCUCAAGUACGUCACCCUCCUCACCGUCUUCCUCUUUUCCUUCUUCUGCCACUCUCUGUCCAUAAGGUUCAUGAACCAAGUGAACAUCCUCAUCAACACGCCUCAAGAUCCCAUGUCCCUGGUCACACCAGAGUACCUCCACGAGCUCUUGGAGAAAGGCUUCAUUCUCAACACUCUGGGAAAUAGGCUCUUCUACGCGGCAAUCCCGCUUCUGCUUUGGAUCUUUGGGCCCGUCUUGGUCUUCUUGUGUUCUUGCACUAUGGUUCCUGUUCUUUACAAUCUCGACUUUACUUUCUCAUGUGACAAGAAAGUGAAUAAGGAUGCCAAUGAAAAUCGUGAGAUGUAUGAAGUUUGAUUGGAUAAUAAGGUCGUGGUUCAAAGUAAUUGGUCAUAGCGUUUUCUUAUUUGAGAGAAUUAAUGAGGCAAAUUUGCGCCUGAUGAUCAUGUAUUAAGCUUUGGCCAGAAGUUUUGAGCUGGUCAAUAUCAUACAGAUUGUCCAUGUAAAAGCUCGGCACAAUAUGGUGUACGAUUUCUCCUUCA